GCGUCUCCCGACAGUAUUCAGUCAACAAUCUUACGGUUUACAACGCAAAACAAAAUAGGUGCUUCGUACCAAAUUCGUGCUCAAGUCAAUUUCAACCAAAAGAAAUUCAAUUAUAUAAUCAAAACAAUCGGUUUAUUGUUUUUACCAAAGUAAAAAGUGAACGAUUUUUUAUCAGUCCAGUGAACAAGACACACUUGACAAUUUCUUAAUAUACACCAUUCUUUUCAAUCGCAACGAGCAGUUAAAUAAAUAAAGAAUUAAAAAUGGCUGAAAGUGCAAGCAAGAGAAAUAUUCCAAUUAAAAUGGGCGAUUUCAGUGUCAUCGAUACAGAAUUUUCAAGCAUUCGCGAACGUUUCGAUCAGGAAAUGCGCAAAAUGGAAGAUGAAAUGGCAAAAUUCCGUUCGGAUUUAAUGAAUCGCGAAGCAAAUUACUUUGAAUCGAGCACAAGCAGUUCGACAACUAAAAAAAUAACAACGACCAGCAGCAGUGGAAGCAGCUCAACGACAAGCAACAAUCAAAGCAUUACAAACAACUCAUCGUCGUCGGCAUUGUCACCACUCAGAACACAAAUCCCAAAACAGAACUACAUUUCAGACCUUAACUCACCAUUGAUUCAGGAUGAAGGUGACAGCAAAGUAUUAAAAUUGAGAUUCGAUGUAAGCCAAUAUGCACCAGAAGAAAUCGUCGUGAAGACCGUUGACCAGAAGUUAUUGGUGCAUGCCAAACAUGAAGAGAAAUCGGACACAAAGAGCGUAUACAGAGAAUACAACCGUGAAUUCUUAUUGCCGAAAGGAGUGAAUCCGGAACAAAUUCGAUCAUCACUCUCCAAAGACGGUGUACUCACAGUGGAUGCUCCACUUCCCACCCCAGCAUUGACUGCUGGCGAAAAAUUAAUACCAAUUGCACACUAAAUUUCGAAAGAGAAGAAGUCCAGUCAAAAUGUUUUUUUUUUCUCGAUUUUUAUUUUGUACUUUCUGCUAUUGUUUCUUUAUAUUGUCAAAAUUCAGCCAUCGUACAAAAAUCUCUGACAAAAUCCGUUUUGGUUCUUUUGAUUUUUGUAAACACAUUAACACUAGCUAUUAAUCUUUUACGUUUUUAAGUAAAUUGGUUAAAACAACAAAAAAUACAAAAUACACUGCAAAUUUAUUAAAUUAUAA
Messenger RNA from Contarinia nasturtii (swede midge), 1157 nucleotides. Its product is annotated as heat shock protein beta-1. Gene Ontology annotation, molecular function: protein folding chaperone. NCBI's taxonomy places the organism in Eukaryota, Metazoa, Arthropoda, Insecta, Diptera, Cecidomyiidae. The record is from RefSeq and is a predicted model, not a curated record. The transcript is spliced from 5 exons. The coding region runs from base 264 to 911 and encodes 215 amino acids. Gene Ontology annotation, biological process: protein refolding; response to heat.